Messenger RNA from Baudoinia panamericana UAMH 10762, 3138 nucleotides. RefSeq lists its product as uncharacterized. The transcript has a single exon. Lineage: Eukaryota; Fungi; Ascomycota; Dothideomycetes; Mycosphaerellales; Teratosphaeriaceae. Bases 1 to 3138 code for a protein of 1045 amino acids. The record is from RefSeq and is a predicted model, not a curated record.
AUGGCUGACCGACCAGAGUCGCCACGCUAUGGAAGACGAUUAUUACAGCACCUCAUUGACGAUAUCGUGCGAGUCGACCCUGAUCGGAUAUUUGCAAGAACGCCGCUAGGCAGGAGCGCGCGCGAUGGAUAUUGUUCAAUUACUGUUCGCCAACUGGCGACAGCCAUCGACCGCGCGGCUUGGUGGAUUAAGGACAACAUGCCGACAACGCUCGACCUUGAAGACAGGCCAGUCUGGGCCUACAUUGGGCCACAAGAUUACCGCUACGAAGUUCUGAUGCUUGGUGCUGUCAAAGCUGGCGUUCUCCUCUUCAUGCCGUCCCCCCGUAACAGCAAGCAAGCUCACCUGGCUUUAUUGGAGCGCUACAAGUGCUCAACGUUGAUGUUACCAGAAGGACCCGUCUUCAGAAGCAUGGUGAGCGAAGUGCUGCAACAGAGAACCAUGCGGUUGCUCGACGUCCCGGAUCUGACGUAUUUCUUCGGCGACGGGAGAAAUAUGCGACCGUUUCCAUGGUCAAUGUCCUACGAGGACGGCCGCACGCAGCCUAUAGCUGGUCUGCAAACAUCAGGUUCAACGGGCAUUCCAAAGCCGAUACCGUUCUGCCAAGCCAUGUUCUCUGCGACGGAUGCGUACCAGCGAUUCUCCGAGCCGCAGAAACGAGGGUGCCUCACGGUGUUCGGAAAUAAGCGCGUGAUUCUUGCGUUUCCAUUCUUUCACGCCGCUGGUAUCAUGCUGGCGUUCUAUGGUCUGAUGUACAAUUAUAUCCCGGUUCUACCGCUCCCCGGCCCGUUAAGCGCGGCCACCAUAGCGGAAGUGAUCAGCCAGGAGGAAAUAGAAGGUGGACUUCUACCUCCUUCCAUCAUCGUCGACAUGUCCGCUGACCCAGCGCUGGUUGAACACUUGCGGAAGCUGCAAUAUGUGGUGUACGGAGGCGGUCCCUUACCUGGUGAUAUUGGAAGGCGAGUCACUGACGCCAACAUGACCCACCUCAUCAAUGUCUUUGGUACGUCCGAAACGGGCUAUACGGUCAGCGAGCUUAUUGGUGCCGAAGAUUGGCAGUACUUAAAGUGGGCUGAGCAUACCGGAAUCGAGAUGCGACCGUACGCCGAAGACCUGCAUGAGAUGGUCGCCGUGCGAAGACCCGAUUUGGAGGACUUUCAGGGGGUCUUCUGCACCUUCCCGCAUUUGGAAGAGUACAAGACUGGCGACUUGUUCUCCGCGCACCCCUCAGAGAAUGGCUUAUGGCAGUUUCGAGGGAGGAGCGACGACAUUGUGGUCUUCUCGACAGGGGAGAAGUUCAACCCGACCACGGUUGAAGAUGUUCUGAAUGGGUUGCCAAUCGUCAAAGCGGCACUAGUGACUGGUGACGCCAGAUUCCAGUCGGCUCUGCUGGUUGAACCCGCUGAUUGGCCCGCGGACGGUACUACUGCCGAUUCGUUGAUAGACGCGCUGUGGCCAACGGUUGCAGAGCUGAACAAGCAAUGCCCAGGCUAUGCUAAGAUGUCGAAGCAGAUGAUACUAAUCGCAAAGCCGGACAGACCGUUCCCGCGAGCUGGUAAAGGUACGGUCCAGCGGCGCCUGGCUGUCAAAAUGUACGAGGCUGAGCUGGAUUCACUGUACGCUGGUUUGGAACGUCGCUCAAUGGUGAACGGUGACACUACGAACCCGAAUGCAGGCUUUGAAGACUUCGCGGAGAGUCUUCGAGGAGCCCUCACUAGUAGUGGUGCUUUCGGCGACCUCUCACUCGAUGAUAACCUCUUCGACAGGGGCAUGGACUCCCUAGGUGUACUCAAUCUCGUUCGUACCGCGCGGUCUUUGACUGGCCGGUAUCAUCUAAAGCGCGAGGUCACGGCGAAAGAUGUUUACGAGAGCCGGACGUUGCGUGAGCUUGCACGCUCAUUACAAGCUCCCAAGACUGAGGCGAAGCCGGCAGCAGAGCGUAUGCAAGAGUUCUACGAGCGGUAUAGUACUGACUUGCCUGUCACGGCACGAUCGCCAGUAUCAGUGCCAUUAGAUGGGAAGAUAGUACUGCUCACAGGCUCUACCGGCCAAUUAGGCUCGUACCUUUUGGCAGAGCUUCUACGCGAUCCGAAAGUGGCGGGAGUAAUCUGCCUGAACCGGACCUCUGACGCCGAACAGCGACAGAGAAAUCGUAUGGUAGAGAGCGGUCUGAGUAGCGACUUCAGCUCGAAGACAGUAUCGUUCCUGCAUGCGGAUUUCUCAAAACCAUAUUGUGGGCUGGAGCUGAAGGCUUACCGACAUUUGCUUGCGCGCGUAAGCAAGAUUAUACACAAUGCCUGGCAGGUUAAUUUCAACAUGCCUCUCGAGCAGUUCAUCCCAACGCAUCUGAACGGCGUACGGCAGAUCAUUGAAUUCUCUGCUCGUUCCCGACACGGCGCAUCCAUAUUGUUCGUCUCAAGCAUCGGAACAAUGAUGGGUUGGACACAGGCUAUGCGGAGAUGCUCGCCGGAUAAUGUUCCUGAAGAGACCGUUGAGGAUUGGGACGUAGCACAGGAGGGAGGGUACGGCCAGUCCAAGCUCGUUGCAGAACGAGUUCUUGACGCGGCCGCGAAGAUAGCAGGAGUGCCUUGCACUGUAUGCCGCGUCGGACAGGUGGCGGGCCCAACGACGUCCGAGGGCAUGUGGCAAAAGCAAGAGUGGUUGCCGAGUCUGGUGGUGUCUUCGGUGCACUUGGGUGCGCUACCGGCCUCUCUUGGGCCGCUGAACAUGAUAGACUGGGUUCCUGUGGACCUCAUGGCCAGAUCGCUUGUGGAGGUAUCGAAUAUGGCGGCCAAGCCAACCCUCAUGGGCGCGGUUGUCUACAACGUUGUGAAUCCACAGAGGACCACUUGGGCGGCGUUGCUACCAAGCCUUCAAGAGCGUCUGGGCCUGUCUGCUGUCUCUCUCACCGACUGGAUCAGUAAGUUGGAAUCCAUCGAUCGUGCGGACACCGCUAGGUACCCUGCUAUCAAGCUUCUCGACUUCUUCAAGGGUCUCAAUGUGCACGGCGAAGACACGGCGCCGAGGUUCGAGACUGCCAGAACUCAGCAAGCGAGCCCGACGCUAGAAAGCCUCCAACCAGUAAACAGCACAUGGAUGGACCUUUGGCUGCGACAGUGGGGGCUACAAGAGGCCUAA